GACAAAUUCUGUAUUUAACAAUCCGGAGGUGAUAAAUCACCAAUGGCUGCGUUUGCGACAUUGUCUUACUUAGGAUGCAUGCUAUGGCAAUUAUUCUUAUAUUGCUGGAAUGGAAAUGAGCUAUUGAUACAAAGUUGGAAGACGGCAGAAGCUGCAUAUGCGUGCAACUGGUAUAAUUGUUCGGCAACAUUCUGUGAUGCACUGCGUCUAAUGAUGUUGCGAUGUUCUCGUCCUAUAAAAAUGACCGCAGGAUCAUUUAUCGAUCUAUCCCUUCAAACAUAUGUCACGAUUGUUAAAGCAUCUUAUUCCUUUUUCACUGUUAUGAAUCAAAACUCCAAAUAG
Molecule: messenger RNA, 342 nt
Organism: Ctenocephalides felis (cat flea)
Lineage: Eukaryota; Metazoa; Arthropoda; Insecta; Siphonaptera; Pulicidae
Product: odorant receptor 67c-like
Exons: 4
Coding region: 43-342 (99 amino acids)
Biological process (GO): sensory perception of smell; detection of chemical stimulus involved in sensory perception of smell
Cellular component (GO): plasma membrane
Molecular function (GO): olfactory receptor activity; odorant binding
Source: RefSeq, a predicted model, not a curated record